Cannabis sativa is the source of this 1062-nucleotide messenger RNA. RefSeq names its product protein PAM68, chloroplastic. NCBI's taxonomy places the organism in Eukaryota, Viridiplantae, Streptophyta, Magnoliopsida, Rosales, Cannabaceae. The transcript is spliced from 2 exons. The record is from RefSeq and is a predicted model, not a curated record. Bases 207 to 860 code for a protein of 217 amino acids.
GCAAAGACGAUUAUACCCCUCAAACAGUUGGUUUUAUGUGAGUGAAUGAAUAAAGAGUUGGAAGUGCAAAUCAGUAAAUAUAGUGAGUCGACUCACCUUAUCCCAUCUCAAACACUCAAAAACGUCUUUCUUUGUAGCUCAACAAAAAAUUGAUAUGGAGAAAUUUCUCUGAAGCUGAGAAACACAAAUUUCAGUUACCCAAAUCAAUGGCUGCAACUGCUGUGACAUUUUCAUGGCUCUCUCCAGUACCCAACUUCAACCCCACAUCAUAUCAUAAGAUUGCAUUCAAGAUAUGGUCUCCUCCCACCACCAACUGUUUGAUAAAAUGUCUCAAAGCCAACCAAUACCCGAUUUCCACAACCAACACUUGUAAUUGCAAGAACCAAACUCGUUUAUCACAUUUCACACCCUUGUAUGCAACUUUGAAGAGCCCAAAAGGGUUCGGUCCUCCCAAGAAGAGCAAGAAAACCAAGAAGACAACGAGCAAAGAUGACGACGAUGAUGAAGAUGACAAGAGGGAUGAAGAAGAGGAGGACGAAGAGGGUGUAAUACCGGAGAUAGUGACGAACAGGAUGAUUAGCAGGAUGGGAUUCACAGUUGGGGCUCCAUUGUUUGUUGGGCUCUUGUUCUUUCCAUUCUUCUAUUAUCUCAAAGUUGGUCUCAAAAUUGAUGUGCCCACUUGGGUGCCUUUCAUUGUGUCUUUUAUCUUCUUUGGGACAGCUCUGCUUGGAGUAAGCUAUGGGAUUGUGUCGUCCAGUUGGGAUCCACUUAGGGAAGGAUCUUUCUUGGGUUGGAAUGAGGCCAAGAAGAACUGGCCAGUAUUUUGGCAGUCCUUUCGGGGUGGAUCCAAGAGAAAGUAGCCACUGUUUUAGGACUAAGCUAGCCGAGCUUUUCAGUAUAAUAGUACAUUACAGGCAAAAGAGUUUGUAUAUUUUGAAACUGAGUUGUAUAAAAAAUAGAUUUCUUCUUUUCCUUUUAUUUUCUUUUGGAGCAUGGAUGCUGCUCUUGCAACUAAUUGGAGGGCUUCUAUUUUCAUUAGAAAACAGAGACUAAUAUUGUCAA